Messenger RNA from Phyllostomus hastatus (greater spear-nosed bat), 961 nucleotides. It is a transcript of the gene CUNH17orf99, whose product is annotated as chromosome unknown C17orf99 homolog. The transcript has 6 exons. The record is from RefSeq and is a predicted model, not a curated record. Bases 77 to 841 code for a protein of 254 amino acids. Lineage: Eukaryota; Metazoa; Chordata; Mammalia; Chiroptera; Phyllostomidae.
CACCUCCCGGGGAGUACCCUGGGAGCGUCGGGUGGCGGAGGCCCCUGACUGGGGGAGCCUUAUCGAGCCGGAGCAGAUGGGCCGCACCGACGCAGACAUGAGGCUCCUGCUGCUGCUCUGUGCGGCCACGCUGGCUCCCAGCUGCUUCUCCCUGGAGCAGGAGACAGAAGUCCUCCCCGAGGUCUCCAUUGCCUACAGAGUCCUGGAGGUCUUCCCCCGAGGCCGGCGGGUGAUGAUAACCUGCCACGCGCCCAACCUGCCCCCGCCCAUCACCUACUCCCUCUGGGGGAGCCAGGACGUUCAAGUGGCCAAGAAGGUGGUGGACACCCGCGACCCGACCUCCUUCAGCAUCAACGUCACGCUCAAGUCCAGGCCAGACCUGCUCACCUACACCUGCCAGGGGGCCACCCCCUGGGGCUCGCAGGUGGCCAGCUCCAAACUGCAGCUGUACUGGGAGCUGUGGGCCGAGCCCGUGUCCCAGCCGCAAGCCAACUUCACCCUGCUGGACGGAGGGGCAGGCCCGAUGGUGCAGGUGUCCUGCCAGGCCUCCUCGGGCAGCCCGCCCAUCACCUACCACCUGGUCAGGAAGGACGGGCAUGUCCACAUGCAGCAGACGCCGCACCACAGGCAGCCUGCCAACUUCUCCUUCCCACUGACCCAGGCGUCCUACUGGUACCAGUGCCAGGCCAAAAAUGACAUCAAUGCCCAGAGCAGCCCCUUCACCCUGGUGCCCCCAGGACAGCUGCCCAAGGGCCCCACCUUCGUGCUGGCUGCCAGCCUCACCUCCAUCACAGCUAUCACCUCCGGGAUGCUGGGCUGGACCGCGUGGAAAAGGCUGUGACCGGAAAAUGCAGGCUCAGCAGAGUCCCCAGCAGAACGCGCCUCCCCCCCCCGCCCUUGCCCCCUGCAGAAGGACCCACCAUUCGGAUGGAGAGCCGCGCCCCGGCCUGGACUCCCGGAG